AUGGAGCUGGAGCUGUGGCUACUCUUCGGGCUCACAGUGACCUCCGCUGCAGGAUUGGGGACUGGCACCCAGCCUGCAGCCAGAUCGGAGGGGGACAUCGAGACUGUGGCCAGGACUGCAGCGCAGGGCCCAAGUCCCCGGAGCCCUGGGCCGGAGCAGGGACCAGGUGGGUUCGGGGAGCAGGUGGCCAAGGAGGGCCCCUUACGCCGCCGAGCCCGACGCUGCACGUGUUUCACCUACAAGGACAAGGAGUGUGUCUACUAUUGCCACCUGGACAUCAUCUGGAUCAAUACCCCUGAACAGACGGUGCCCUAUGGACUGUCCAGCUACCGAGGACACGCCCGCGGCAGGAGGUCCGUGGCGCCGUUCCCGCAGAGCCCACAGCCCUCCAAGUGGACGCUGCGCUGUGCAUGUGCGGCCAGCCCCGACCCCGCCUGCGAGCGUUUCUGCACUGGAACCCUGGCUGUCAGCAGGAACUCCGGGGCCGAAGAAGAACUGGACCGAGGAGAGGCAGUGCUGGCCGGCGGGGUGGACAGAGGCCCGCAUCGGAGGAGGUUGAAAUCCAGGACAGACAGACAGAGCCGUCUUUAG
Molecule: messenger RNA, 591 nt
Organism: Pipistrellus nathusii (Nathusius's pipistrelle)
Lineage: Eukaryota; Metazoa; Chordata; Mammalia; Chiroptera; Vespertilionidae
Source: the annotation of a GenBank genome assembly